CAUCUUUAGAAGCUACAGCUGCAGCACACAACAGAUACUCCAUCCUACCUCCAGCUCGGAGCAAAGAGAGCAGCUGCUAGUUUAGUUGCGACGAUAGUGUGUGUGUGGCUUGUGAGAACCGAGUGAGUGAUCAUAUUCAUAUGGCGGCGUCUCUGCUCAGCCUGUACACCAGCGGCAGCGGCCGGGGCAGGAGGGUCCACACCAGGAGCGGCGGCCGCCGGUCGGCUGCGGCGGUGAAGCAGCUGCUGUCGAGGUUGAGGCGCUCUUGGAGGAGACGCCCGGCGCGGCCGAGGCGAAGCGCGGUCAGGUUCGGCUAUGACCUGCAUAGCUACUACCAGAACUUUGACGACGGCAUUGCCUCCUCCGGCCACCACCGCUUGUAGUUGUAGUUGUACUGUACCUAGCUAGCUAGUAGUGUACAAUAAUUCUCUCUACCCUCUCUUGCCAACUUGUGUACUUAAUUAUGGUGGCUACUGAUUGCCGGCGACUAUUAUUAUUAGCUCGUGCAGUCAUUGACUCAUUUUUCUGUGUGUAGUCAGGACUCAGGAGUAGUAUAUAUAUACUCCGUACGCAUGUAAGAGUAAGACUAAAUCUGCAAGCCAAGCAGAAUGAUGCUUAAUUUGUUGUAGCGAUAUUUGAAGCUUGGAAUAGAAAUGGUUUCUGUAUAAAUUUAAA
Sorghum bicolor (sorghum) is the source of this 675-nucleotide messenger RNA. RefSeq lists its product as uncharacterized. The coding region runs from base 141 to 383 and encodes 80 amino acids. NCBI's taxonomy places the organism in Eukaryota, Viridiplantae, Streptophyta, Magnoliopsida, Poales, Poaceae. The transcript has a single exon. The record is from RefSeq and is a predicted model, not a curated record.